AUGUUACAGAGCAGCCACAGCAGUAGCAGAAUUAAGAGAGAGUGUGAGAGAAAGAGAGAGAGAUUAUGGAGGGAGAGAAACAGAAAGACAGGAAGAGACAGAAAACGACAGAGAGAGAGAAAUAGAAAAAGAAAGAGAGAGACAGAAAGAGAGAAAGAGAGGGACAGACAGAGGGACCGAGGGAGAGACAGAGAGAGAGACACACAGAAAGGGAAAGAGACACAGAAAGAGAAAGACAGAAAGAGAGAGAGAUUAUGGAGGGAGAGAAACAGAAAGACAGGAAGAGACAGAAAAAGACAGAGAAAGAGACAAAAAGAAAGAGAGAUACAGAAAAAAAGAGAGAGGGACAGAGAGAGAGACAGAGGGAGAGACAGAGAGAGAGAGACAGACAGAGGGAGAGACAGAAAGAGAGAGACACACACACAGAAAGAGAAAGACAAAAAGAAGGAGAGACACAGAAAGACAGGAAGAGACAGAAAAAGAAAGCGAAAGAGAGAAAAAGAAAGAGAGAUACAGAAAAAAGAGAGAGGGACAGAGAGAGAGAGAGAGGGAGAGACAGAGAGAGAGAGACAGACAGAGGGAGAGACAGAAAGAGAGAGAGACACACACACAGAAAGAGAAAGACAAAAAGAGGGAGAGACACACAGAAAUAGAAAGACAAAAAGAGGGAGAGACACACACAGAAAGAGAAAGACAGAAAGAGAGAUAGAGAGAGAGAGAGAGAAACAGAAAGACAGGAAGAGAGAAAAAGAC
Messenger RNA from Pseudophryne corroboree (corroboree frog), 753 nucleotides. RefSeq names its product octapeptide-repeat protein T2-like. The annotation marks the transcript as partial. NCBI's taxonomy places the organism in Eukaryota, Metazoa, Chordata, Amphibia, Anura, Myobatrachidae. The transcript is spliced from 3 exons. The record is from RefSeq and is a predicted model, not a curated record.